UGUUAUAUUGAUGAUAGCGCGAGUACAGGAACAACGGCCUUGGCAUCAGGAAUUUUCGACAGCGUUUAUGGGAUCGGUGGUAUCCUUGGUUUCCCAAUUGCCGGUAUUAUGCUGGGCAUCUGGGUAGAUUUCAACCGUGUAGAUGUCAGUGAGAUCACCCUCACCCCAGACGACUACGGCUGGGUAGGUGCCUGGUGGCUGGGGUUCAUCAUUAUGUCAACGGCGUAUUUCCUUCUCUCGUUUGUUCUGUUCUUGUUCCCAAACCGUCUACCCAUGAGCCGUGGGAAGGAGGAUGCUGAUAUCAAGGAGGUCGAGGAGAGCAACAGAGAGAGGGGAACAAAGGACGGGACGAAGGUUGGGACAUCAGCUCUUGCGGCUCUCAAAGAGUGGCCUCGUUCAGUAUGGCGACUUCUGAAGAAUCCAAUUUACCGUCUGAGUUGUCUGUCGUACAUCACGGAGAACGCCCUCUUCUAUUCACUAUUAACCUUCUUCCCAAAAUACAUGCAAGACCAGUUCAGCAUCGACGUGUUCACGUCCGGCAAUAUAACCGGUUUUGCCAUCAUCCCAGCCUGGGCGUUGGGUGCACUUAUCGGCGGUGUCUUAGUCUAA
Asterias rubens (European starfish) is the source of this 609-nucleotide messenger RNA. RefSeq names its product solute carrier organic anion transporter family member 2A1-like. The transcript has 4 exons. Gene Ontology annotation, biological process: sodium-independent organic anion transport; transmembrane transport. NCBI's taxonomy places the organism in Eukaryota, Metazoa, Echinodermata, Asteroidea, Forcipulatida, Asteriidae. Gene Ontology annotation, cellular component: membrane. Bases 109 to 609 code for a protein of 166 amino acids. The record is from RefSeq and is a predicted model, not a curated record.